Phragmites australis (common reed) is the source of this 1950-nucleotide messenger RNA. RefSeq names its product adenine/guanine permease AZG1. The coding region runs from base 49 to 1752 and encodes 567 amino acids. Gene Ontology annotation, cellular component: plasma membrane. Gene Ontology annotation, biological process: transmembrane transport. Gene Ontology annotation, molecular function: purine nucleobase transmembrane transporter activity. The record is from RefSeq and is a predicted model, not a curated record. Lineage: Eukaryota; Viridiplantae; Streptophyta; Magnoliopsida; Poales; Poaceae. The transcript has a single exon.
AUCCAAACACACGCACUCGCAUACAGCCACACACCACCACGCGUUGCCAUGGCCGGCUCCAUCAUCCCGAGCACAAGCAACGGGGAAGAUGCGUCGGCGGCGGCCACGACGAAGCUGGGCCGGCUCAACGCGGCGGUGGAGCGGUCGUGGGUCGGGUGGCGAUUCCGACUCGCGGCGCGCGGGACCACGUUCACCACGGAGCUGCGCGCCGGCACGGCCACGUUCCUCACCAUGGCCUACAUCCUCGCCGUCAACGCCUCCAUCCUCUCCGACUCCGGCGCGACCUGCACCGUGGACGACUGCGACGCGCCCUCGCCCGGAUGCAAGUUCCCGCCCGUCGACCCCGGGUACGCCGCCUGCGUGGCGCGCGUCCGCCGGGACCUAAUCGUGGCCACCGCGGCGUCGUCCGUGAUCGGAUCCUUCAUUAUGGGCGCGUUCGCUAACCUCCCGAUCGCGCUCGCGCCCGGGAUGGGCACCAACGCGUACUUCGCCUACACCGUCGUCGGGUUCCACGGCUCCGGCACGCUCUCCUACCGCACCGCGCUCGCUGCGGUAUUCCUUGAGGGCCUCAUCUUUCUCUUGAUCUCCAUCGUGGGCCUGCGGUCCAAAAUCGCGCAAUUCAUCCCCAAGCCAGUCCGUAUCUCGUCGUCCGCGGGGAUCGGGCUGUUCUUGGCGUUCAUCGGGCUGCAGAGCAACGAAGGCGUGGGGCUCGUGGGGUUUAGCUCGUCGACGCUGGUCACCCUUGGUGCGUGCCCGGCGUCGCAGCGCGCGUCCGUGGCGCCAGUGGUGACGUUCCCCAAUGGUACGGUGGCGCUGAUGCCGGGCGGCGUGGUCUCCGGUGGCAUACUCUGUCUCUCCGGCCGUAUGACCUCCCCAACAUUCUGGCUCGCCGCCGUCGGCUUCCUCAUCAUCGCCUUCUGCCUGAUCAAGAACGUCAAGGGCGCUUUGAUCUACGGCAUCCUGUUCGUGACCUUCGUGUCCUGGCCGCGCCACACCGCCGUCACCGCGUUCCCGGACACGCCCGCCGGCGACGACAGCUUCAACUACUUCAAGAAGGUGUUCGACGUGCACCGCAUCCGGUCCACGGCCGGCGCGCUCGACUUCCGCGGCAUCGGGCACGGCUACUUCUGGGAGGCGCUCUUCACCUUCCUCUACGUCGACAUUCUCGACACCACCGGUGGACUCUACUCCAUGGCGCGGUUCGCCGGGUUCGUAGACGACGCGACAGGGGAGUUCGAGGGGCAGUACUUCGCCUUCAUGUCGGACGCGACGGCCAUCGUGUUCGGGUCGCUACUGGGCACGUCCCCUGUGACGGCGUUCAUCGAGUCGUCGACGGGGAUCCGGGAGGGCGGGCGCACGGGACUGACGGCGCUGACUGCAGCGGCCUACUUUGUGGCGGCGCUGUUCAUAACGCCACUGCUGGCAUCGAUCCCGUCCUCGGCGGUCGGCCCGCCGCUGGUGCUGGUGGGCGUCAUGAUGAUGCGCGCGGUGGCGGAGGUGGACUGGAACGACAUGCGGCAGGCCGUGCCGGCGUUCAUGACGCUCGCGCUGAUGCCUCUCACUUACUCCAUCGCCUACGGCCUCAUCGGCGGCAUCGGCACCUACAUGCUGCUGCACUCGUGGGACUGGGCGUGCGAGGCCGCCGCGAGACUCGGCUGCCCACGCAAGGUCGGAGGCGGCGGCGAGGGGGCGCGCGCGGAGAGGAGCGACGGCGGCGAGGCAGAGCAGGGGAAGGAGAUAGAAUCGGCAUAGCAUCUCCUUCCCCUUUUGUCUUGUCUCCAUCUCCUUUUGGGUAUAAAUCAUUUCUCUUUUUCUUAGGAUUUUGUUGUAGGUGGCCAGGACUCAGGAUUUUACUGUACCAGGUAAACAUGGAUCAGUUUCAAUAGUAGAAUGUUCAUCUGUAAUCUUAAUUCGAAAUGUAUUACAACAUCCGGUACAGAGCUCGCAUUA